AUGAGGCGCGCACUGCUCGUGGCGCUCCUAGCGGGGAUCGCAUCAGCCACUGGAUGGCACGGAGGCGGCGGCGGCGGUCACGGAUGGCACCAGCACGUGCCCAUCAAGCUGCUCGUGAAGCACGUGCACAAGCCCAUCCCGGUGCCCAAAUAUGUGCCCGUGCCUCAACCGUACCCGGUGCACAAGCUGUACCCCAUCUUCAAGCCAUUCCCUGUCGCUAAGCCUGUGCCACAGAAAUACGUGGUCCACCAGUACCACAACAUACAGAUUCCAGUUCCUGUGCUGAAGUUGAUGCCACACCGUAUGUCCAUUCCCAUACCAAGACCUGUGGCGCUGCCUAUACCAAUUCACGUGCCCAAGCCAGUGAUCGUUCCAGUGCCGAAGCCCGUACCGGUCAAGAAGCCGUAUCCGGUUCCCGUGCAUGUCCCUGUUCCCAAGCCAUUCGUGGUACCCAUCUUUAAGUCAGUUCCCGUACCGGUGCCAAAGCCAAUCCAUAAGCUCAUUAAGGUCAUCAAAGAGAUCCCUGUCUACAUCAAGAAGCCGGUUCCCAUAUAG
Messenger RNA from Rhipicephalus microplus (southern cattle tick), 555 nucleotides. RefSeq lists its product as uncharacterized. The record is from RefSeq and is a predicted model, not a curated record. NCBI's taxonomy places the organism in Eukaryota, Metazoa, Arthropoda, Arachnida, Ixodida, Ixodidae.